AAAUUCAGCCGAAAGGAACACAAGUUCUAGUAAACAUCGAGAAAUAAUUACAUUAUGUCGAUGUUGUAAUGUUUUAUUUAACAAUGCAAAUACAACAUAACGCGUGUACGUUAUAUUGUCGAAAAAGUGAGAAAUUAUAAUAUUGAUGUACUGUUACUGUCACCUGAUAUUUAUUGGACUCUUAUCAAAUUUGAAAUGCGAGUAGUGGGGAAGCAUGGUUUGCGUGUUACCAAUCGCGUAAGACCACGAUCGCAAUGGCGGUGUGGCUGAACGGUUUUGUGUUAUCGGCUGGAUAGGUGUUGGUUUUUCUCGGUACGAUCGAGUCGAUUUUCUUAUUUACAACGUUGCUCGCUGCACACGGUGGAUCGAUUUCUUUUCAGUCAUGUACGUUCUCCUGUUAGCUGCUGUGUUACAUUUCGCUUUAGACGUAGUAGGAAGUGUUUCUCAAUUGGAGAUCAAUAAGCAUUUAGAGCUUGGCAGAGAGUUCCUGGCAAAGGGCCAGUUGCAAGAUGCAUUGUCGCAUUAUCAUGCAGCUGUCGAUGGCGAUCCAAAUAAUUACUUGACACAUUAUAAGAGAGGGACGGUUUACUUAGCUUUAGGUAAAGCCAAAUUUGCUCUCCAUGACCUUGAUAAGGUUCUGGAAUUGAAUGCAGGCUUCAUACCUGCAAGAUUGCAACGUGGUAAUAUUUUACUUAAACAAGCAAACUUUGAUGAGGCUGAAGCUAACUUUAUGGAUGUGCUAUCUGUAGAACCAAAUAAUAGAGAUGCCUUGAAUGCCUUAGAUAAAUUAUACCCAGCUAAAGAAGAUAUGAAAUAUAUCGACAUGUUGGUGCACAAUAACGAUCAUACAGCAGCUGUGCACCAAAUUACACGACUCAUAGAAAUAUGUCCAUGGUCAUCUCACCUUAGAGAACGUAGGGCUGAGAUUUAUUUACUUCUUGGAGAUUAUAUGAGUGCUAUAUCCGACAUACGCUCUACUACAAAACUGUUAUCUGACAAUACAGAAGGAUUUUUCAAACUCUCAAUGUGGCUCUAUCGCCUUGGGCAGGUUGAAGAAGCUUUGAAAGAGAUUCGAGAAUGUUUGAAGCUUGAUCCAGAUCAUAAAGAAUGCUUCCCAUUCUACAAGAAGAUUCGAAAGAUCAGCAAAUUGCUGCAAGAUGCAGAAAAAGCAUCAGAAGAUACGAAGGACUACGAGACAUGUGUCGAGUCGGCUCGUCGUGUGUUAAUACAAGAACCAGAUGAACAAAAUGUGCGGUUUACAGCUUUUCAUCUUCUCUGCAAAUGUUACAUCGGCAUUUCCGAAACGACAGAUGCGAUUAACAAUUGUCAGCAAGCAUUAAAAAUCAGGAAGGAGCCAGGUGUCAUUUGUGACAGCGCAGAGGCGUAUCUCGCUGGAGAGAUGUUCGAUGAUGCCAUCAGAGAGUUCAAGGAGGCAUUGGAGAUAGACCCGAACUUCCAACGGGCGAAGCAAGGACUGCAAAAAGCGCAACAACGUCAAAAGAUGUCAGAAUCACGAGACUACUACAAGAUCUUGGGUGUGCCGAGAACUGCGAAGAAGAAGGAUAUCAUAAAGGCGUAUAGGAAAGCGGCGCAGAAGUGGCAUCCCGACAAUUUCCAGGAAGGUGACGAGAAGAAACGCGCCCAGAAAAAGUUCAUUGACAUCGCCGCUGCCAAAGAAGUCCUCACGGACGACGAAAAGAGGGCGAAAUUCGAUCAGGGCGAGGAUCCGUUGGAUCCGGAGUCGGGCCGACAUCAGCAAGGCUUUAAUCCCUUCCAAGAGUUUCACCACUUCCACGGCUCUCCCUUCCAGUUUAAAUUCCACUUCAAUUAGAUACGCGUCGCGCGCGGUCCUCGUCGUUGUAAUAGAGCAAUUACUAUUCGCGGAGUUUAUCCUCGUCACAUCGGACGUCACCAUCGCUUCACGUCAUCUUCUCGCUGUCCUAGCCUGAAUUUCACGUCACUACCUCGUGGGUGUAAGUCGUGUGUGUUUAAUUCGUUUAAACGGAUUCGGGGGGGGGCACCGUGAAUGUGUGACACUUCGGUGAAUUAGUAUGCACGAACUAUCUCGGCCAGACCAUCUCGUGAUAUAUCCGGACGAUCUCGUUUGACGUUUGCAACGUCAACACGUUAACGCGCUUUUCGGUACGGUAACAUAACGAAGCGAAUUUCUGACGCGAUCGACGUUUGCUUCACAAGCGUACUUCUUAAUGGCCGAGAGAAUGUAAACGCGUUACCUAAUUCAACCGUAAGAGGAGGGAAGAGGGCGACUAUGAAAUUAUAUACACGUAAAAACAUAUAAAAUAGUGAGAUGACUAUCAAAUGAAAUCAUGAACUUUUUUUAGAGAGAAUUUAGGAUCCUUUAUAAGGUAUUUUCGAGACGUCACGUACGUAACGCUGCCACAGCAAGCGCUUUUCCAAAAUGGCGUAUUUAUACGCCUUCCGUACCGAAAAGAUUAAUAAGACGCAAGGUAGAACUUUAAUCGUCCGGUAGUUUCUUUACUGCAAGAAUCACGAUAUAGUUAUCUCUCUAGAGUACAUGCAUACAGACUGAACGAUGAAGAUGAUCUACUUGGAUUCGCGUAAGCGUCGUUUGUUACGUACAAACUAUGUGCAGUUUUUACCGUCGCACUAUCGAUCUAUACACGCUAGUGGUACAUACACGCGCAACUGUGUGUGAUCGUCAUACUAGGUUUGUAAAGGAAGAAUGUACAGUUGAUCAUUACACUGCCACUGAUUUGCUUCAGCGGCUUCUCAUUCGUUUUAGCUUCGAAAAAGAAAGAAGAAACAGAGAGAAGGAAGAACGUGCGACUAUUAGAUAGAAAUAAACGUGAAAGCCAUUUCUCGUCGAUGACGCGCUUACCGAGUACGAAUACGAUACAUUCACUAAGUAUUUAUAUCUCGUUAAUAUUAAUCCGCGCGGUAUCCGUACUCGGUAAUGUUCAUAUAAUGUUCACAUAGAACAAUGCUGUGCGCUUGUCGUGUUUGCAUGAGUGAGUCGGAACUUCAUGUGUAAAUACUGUAUCUCUGAUAUUUGUUUAAAAAUAUAUAUAUAUUUGAAUAA
Harpegnathos saltator (Jerdon's jumping ant) is the source of this 3061-nucleotide messenger RNA. RefSeq names its product dnaJ homolog subfamily C member P58IPK (gene P58IPK). The transcript has 6 exons. The record is from RefSeq and is a predicted model, not a curated record. Bases 383 to 1831 code for a protein of 482 amino acids. Gene Ontology annotation, molecular function: misfolded protein binding; protein-folding chaperone binding. Gene Ontology annotation, biological process: protein folding in endoplasmic reticulum. Lineage: Eukaryota; Metazoa; Arthropoda; Insecta; Hymenoptera; Formicidae. Gene Ontology annotation, cellular component: endoplasmic reticulum.